GAGCUGCCCGUGAGAAAGUGUAAACGACACCGCUAUUCGGCUUUGCGUCAGACAUGGACAACGGAUAUUGUGCAAGUUAAAAUGCAUCCAGAGCCGUUUGCUCGAGGUGCCAUGCGUGAAUGUUAUCGCCUGAAGAAGCUUGGCUCUGGCAGAAAUGACAGCUGGACUCACGCACAAAAUUUCGUUGUUAAGAAAUAUAUGAAGGCUGUCGAAAAAGAAAUGGAUAGCAAACUUUGGGCAGAAGAAUUUAAUCGUCACAAUCCACCUAAAAAGAUUGACAUAUUUCAAAUGUGUGUUCUGGAAUUUCCGGAUGAGAACCAGCCAUUCUAUCACAUGGAACGUUACAUUGAAGGCGAAUACAUCAAGUAUAAUUCGAAUUCGGGCUUCGUCUCUGGCAUUCAUCGUAAAACGCCACAGGCUUUUAGCCAUUUCACAUUUGAACGCAGCGGUCAUCAAUUGAUCGUGGUAGACAUUCAGGGAGUGGGCGAUUUAUACACCGAUCCGCAAAUACAUACGGCAUCGGGUGAAGGUUACGGGAAUGGGAAUCUGGGCACAAAAGGGAUGGCGUUGUUCUUCCAUUCCCAUCUUUGCAACGAUAUUUGCCGAUCGAUGUGCCUGACAGAGUUCGAUCUUGCUGAAACAGAGAAAACUGCUCUUUUGGAAGGCAACAAUCCCGAAACGGUUAUAUUUCGAUUCGUUUCCAGUCGAGGUUGUUGAGU
Gongylonema pulchrum is the source of this 719-nucleotide messenger RNA. Lineage: Eukaryota; Metazoa; Nematoda; Chromadorea; Rhabditida; Gongylonematidae. The record is from the annotation of a GenBank genome assembly.